AUGGAUACACCUACCAUGACCAUGCUUGGAGAGGCAAGCGUCGGAUUUAAAGUCUUUCAAUUGUUUCUACGCUGGUGGCGGGCGCUAUUCGUCACCGGUAUUCUCAUAAUGAACUCUAUCUUCUUGGGCAUGAUGAAUUCUCAUGAUCUUCAUGUCAACCGGAGCAUAGUCAUUGCGGAAGGUUUUGCGGCCGCAGGUGCUGCAUGGGGUUGUAUUGAUAUGAUCUUUGGCAUCUGUUCAGCAUUUUGCUGUAUCCCUCUUAUGGCCAUUCCUCUCGAAGGUUUUAUGACGGGGUGCUACGUCUUUAUUGCCACCGUAUAUAAACAAGCUCUUAGGGACUGUAAAGGCUAUGCUGAUACACCUUUUGGGGAAAUUAUGGGCAUGGACGGAUUGCCUAGUGUUCGAGAUUCAUGUGGCAUGCAGAAGGCCAACUUCGCUCUAUCAAUUGUUGCAGCAGUCUUGUCUGGGGGUUGUAUUUUGAUGGAAAUUUUACAUACAGCCAUCUGUUGCACCGUUUUGUCCAAUGAUUUUUGA
This is a messenger RNA of Trichoderma asperellum CBS 433.97, 534 nucleotides long. RefSeq lists its product as uncharacterized. The record is from RefSeq and is a predicted model, not a curated record. NCBI's taxonomy places the organism in Eukaryota, Fungi, Ascomycota, Sordariomycetes, Hypocreales, Hypocreaceae.